This is a messenger RNA of Magnolia sinica, 1770 nucleotides long. Its product is annotated as 7-deoxyloganetic acid glucosyl transferase-like. The record is from RefSeq and is a predicted model, not a curated record. Gene Ontology annotation, molecular function: UDP-glycosyltransferase activity. Lineage: Eukaryota; Viridiplantae; Streptophyta; Magnoliopsida; Magnoliales; Magnoliaceae. The transcript has 2 exons. Bases 214 to 1668 code for a protein of 484 amino acids.
GUCCGGUGGCGGUAAUUUACUAGGCCAUGCACCAUCCACAAUUAGCCAUAUGAUUUGGUUGGCUCGUGUAUCAACUGCACGAGAGCUAGGCAUCGAACUGGAUGUUGGCCUAACUUGUUUAAACAGGUGGUAAACUAACUUAUUAGCCACAUCAAUUAGAAAUAGCGAUUCACGCGGAGAGAAAAAUCGUCCCAUGUGCAGCACAGAGCAACCAUGGAGAAAGCUCCCCCGCACGUGCUCAUCUUCCCUUUCCCACUCCUCGGCCACAUCAACUCCAUGCUCAGGUUAGCAGACCUCUUAUGCCUAGCUGGCAUCCACGUCACCUUCCUCAACACCGACCACACCCACCACCGCCUCCUCCGCUCAAACCCUAACCUCCUGGCCGGCCGGCCCGGCCUUCGAUUCCGAACAAUCUCCGACGGCCUCCCGGUAGACGAGUCCCGACGGCCCGCUCGGUUCACGGACCUCUUCUUCUCGCUCAGAUCGGCGACGAAACCGCUCCUCAGGGCGAUGCUGGCCGGUUCCGGCGGGCGGCCGGGAUCUGAUGACACGGUGACGUGUAUUGUGGUGGACGGGCUCUUGACGUUUGCGAUCGAUGUCGCAGAUGAGCUUGGGAUCCCGAUCUUCAUCUUUCGUACGGCCAGCCCUUGCAGCUUCUGGACUUUUUUCUGCGGUCCGGCACUCGCUGCAGGAGGUGAGCUCCCAUUUGAAGAAGACGACAUGGAUCGGCCCAUAAGAGGCGUGCCGGGAAUGGAAGCCUUCCUCAGACGUAGAGACCUGCCGAGUUUCUUCCGAGUCAAACAACUCAGUGACGUGCAUCUCCAACUCAUCUUGACCGCAACUCAAGACACGACUCGAGCUUCGCGCUUCAUUCUCAACGCCUUCGAAGACAUUGACGGCCCCAUCCUGUCCCAUAUCCGAGCCCACUGCCCCACAACGUAUGCCAUCGGACCGCUCCACGCCCACCUCCAAUCUCGACUCACCGAGUCAAACGAUUCCCCACCUACCGAUUUCACCCCAUCUUCCAUCAGCUUCUUGACGGAAGACAGGUCCUGCAUGACGUGGCUUGACUCCCAGCCACACAAAUCCGUCCUCUACAUUAGCUUCGGAAGUAUCGCGGCCGCGACUGGGGACCAGUUGCUGGAAUUCUGGCACGGCGUGGUCAACAGUCAGACCCGCUUCUUGUGGGUCAUGCGCCCGGACAUCGUUGAUGGAAUGGGUCAGAUGCCAGCCGAGCUUACGGAAGCAACAGACGAGAGGGGGAGACUUGUAGGAUGGGCCCCACAAGUGGAUGUGCUGGCCCACACGGCGGUGGGCGGGUUCUUGACUCACAGCGGGUGGAACUCGACGUUGGAGAGCGUGUCAGCGGGAGUACCGAUGAUUUGCUGGCCCUUUUUCGCGGACCAGCAUAUCAAUAGUCGGUAUGUUGAGGGGGUAUGGAAGGUUGGUUUGGACAUGAAAGAUAGAUGCGAUAGAAGAACGGUUGAGAUGAUGAUCAGGGAGUUGAUGGAAGGGAAGCGGGAAGAACUGGUGAAAUCGACGGCUAGGAUUGCUGAUCUGGCGAAGAGAAGUGUGAGCCAAGGUGGGUCAUCAUACAUGAGUUUUGAGAAAUUGGUGAAGGACAUCAGAUCAAUCAACUCCGGGCCGCAUCCUGAUGGAGGAAAAUGAUACUGGACGGUGUCAGAGACUCAUCUUCAUCGUACAUGGGCAUAUAUGAAUCAUGACCAUCCAGAUUGGUUCACCAUUUAAAAAUGAUAAAAUCCGAUAAUC